Molecule: messenger RNA, 612 nt
Organism: Laccaria bicolor S238N-H82
Lineage: Eukaryota; Fungi; Basidiomycota; Agaricomycetes; Agaricales; Hydnangiaceae
Exons: 12
Coding region: 1-612 (203 amino acids)
Source: RefSeq, a predicted model, not a curated record
AUGGUACAUCCUGGAUCAGUAUUGAUGACUGGAUCAGCAUUGAUGACUGAAAUGAAACAUCCUGGAUCAGUAUUGAUGACUGUUGCAAUUGGUUUGUCUCAUAUAGUAGAACAUAAUCCAAUUUCUAACUUUCACAUUCAUGGCACUCCCGGAAGUGGAUGGAUGCGACGUGCAAAUUGGAAUCAGAUGUACCUCUUCCUAGCUAAAGGUGGAUGUUUAUAUAAAAUUUUUCUAUUCCUUAGAAGCCUUGAAUACAUUUUUUCAUAUUUUUCCCCCCUCAAUACCGAGUCGAUCGGCACUUUCCGAGCGCUGUUGAUGGCUGCUCAACCAGCCACGUCAAUGUUUCUGCCACUCCCCAGCACUCCCCUCAUGCCUUCCACUUGUCGACUCGCCCUUCGUCGUCGAUGCGAAAUUUUGGUUUAUCAUACCUACGGCGCCACCACCAACUGGUUGACGUGGUACGCCAAUGGGCGUGCCACGUCGUCAACGACGUUCAAAUCGACGACUGCCGUGAUGCCAGGACCACAUAGCGACCGCCCUCCCUCGACAACGGCUGUUGACAACUACUACGACCCAUGUUGUCUUCACUCCUACAAUCGACGUGGUAACUAA